Camelina sativa (false flax) is the source of this 512-nucleotide messenger RNA. The record is from RefSeq and is a predicted model, not a curated record. NCBI's taxonomy places the organism in Eukaryota, Viridiplantae, Streptophyta, Magnoliopsida, Brassicales, Brassicaceae.
AAAUUAAAGGAAUGCGACAAAGAAGUUCCUAGAAACCUCUCUCUGGCCUUUUUUUUUUUUUUGCUUUUUUCUUUCUUGGAUUCUCUCUCGAGUUUCAGAUGCAUUACACCAUGAACGGUGAUCCCGAGACGGAGAUGAUGGAUACGGACUCCGCCGAGACGUUUAUCCUCGACAAACCAGGCACCGCCAGAGAUUUCCUCUCCGCCGCUCGGAGGCUCGUCGAUCAAGGAGAGCCAUCACAAGCUCUUCAAGCGGUCGUGAUGGCGAUGAGAACCCAAGGAGGAGAUGAGGCAGUACUUCAGAUUCUGAACCGUACCCGUGAACUUUACAAGCGUAGAAUCCAAGAAACAGCUAGUAUGGAUCAGCUGGCUUCUAUAUUUGCAGAGUGUGCCAUUACAGAAGCACAGCCUCUUGGGCAUGAGCCAACAUCAAAACACUUAUUAGGUACCAAAGAAACAGUUGCAGCAGAUGCUCACGGCAUAUCUAUCCUGGAAAAAAUAAUAAACGCUUGA